CGGAGGUCCGGCAGACAAAGCAAGCGGAGGGAGCGCUGCUACAUUGAUCUGCUACAUUGUUCUGCUACAUCGGUGUUACUGUACGAGUCGUGUUUCGUGUGUGUGCUGCUCCUCCACCCCAAGUAGUGUGAACAAGUUCCCAAAAAGACCGCUGAGCCUCGCCGAUCUGAAUGACCCAUCAGCGCUGAAGUGUCACUCGCCUCGCCAUGAAGUCCGCGUGCCUCAUCCUGCUCGCGCUCGCGGUGUGCGACCUGAACGUGAAUCAGGGCCAGAAGAUUCUGGGGGAGGAGGAGGACGGAGGAGCGCUGAGGAGAGCCGAGAGCCUCCUGCUGAGGUCCAUACUGAAGGAGAUGGGGGACGCCGACACUGACCAUGACCAAGCCUUCCUACAGGAAUGGAUCUCUAAAAGGCAGCACCCAGGCAAAAGAUAUGAAGAUGACAUUGAAAAGCGGCAGCAUCCAGGGAAACGAGAGGAAGAGGAGGACAUGGAUUACUCUGAUCUCCAGAAAAGACAGCACCCAGGAAAACGAGAAGAUGGGGUUGAACUGCAGAGGAGGCAGCAUCCUGGUAAGCGCUCGGUUCUGGAGCUGUUGACGGACAGUCCUAGCGCCCAGGUCCCGUACGUGGGUGACCUCUCUAAAAGGCAGCACCCAGGUAAACGUUAUCUGGUGUACAACAAACGCCAGCAUCCAGGUAGGAGAGCGCUGGAGGAUGAGGUGGACACCGCCAUCGACCAGGUAGAGGUGGAGAAACGGCAGCACCCUGGAAAGAGAUACUGGGAGAACACAGAUCCCAAUCUGGGUCCUGACAACCCUUGUGAUGUCCAGGACCCCACAGGCUGUAGCAAAGCGAUGGUUCUGCUGGAGAUGCUGGACAACGUGAGCAGGAACCGAGCUGAGGAGAAGAGGCAGCAUCCUGGCAGAAGGGAUGCAAGGGAGACCUUCACCUUGGAAGAUCUAACAGAAAAAGAGUGAACACACAGGGAUCCAAUAGUUUACACCGAUGCAAAGAACGAACAGUGUAAACCACACAUAGAAGUCUAUUUAGUCUAUUUCGUUAUUAAAUACAGUAAGCUUUUAAUUACCCUUU
Molecule: messenger RNA, 1089 nt
Organism: Scleropages formosus (Asian bonytongue)
Lineage: Eukaryota; Metazoa; Chordata; Actinopteri; Osteoglossiformes; Osteoglossidae
Gene: trh
Product: thyrotropin-releasing hormone
Exons: 3
Coding region: 207-974 (255 amino acids)
Biological process (GO): positive regulation of insulin secretion; hormone-mediated signaling pathway; positive regulation of gamma-aminobutyric acid secretion
Cellular component (GO): extracellular region; secretory granule
Molecular function (GO): thyrotropin-releasing hormone activity
Source: RefSeq, a predicted model, not a curated record